CCAGCAUAAAAUAAGCAGAGAAGGAAAAGUCUUCAUCUUUGAAGAUGGACAACUAUCUUAAUCAAUUUUUCAGUUCCUCUUCAUGGUCAGAUGUAGACGUGAAGAAGAUAUCAUCUUGGGGAUGUUGUGAAUGUGGGCAACCAAAUGAAAUGCUUCUUAAUUCAGCUGGAGUGGAUGAGGAUGACAACAAUAGUUCACCUACAUAUCUGACUAAUUCAAACCACAGUAUGGAGAGCUUGGCUGCUCAAGAUGCUUCAUCUAUUGUUCAUGAUUUAGAGUCAGAUGCACAAGAUGAUGGUAAACACUUCAAGCCAAACCUCUCAAAUGGAAAGGUGGAUCGUAGCUUUAAAGUCGAAAAUCCGGGCCUGCAAUAUGAUGUGGAUAUCGUAACCCCCUGCUCACUUGCUUCUCUGGAGCAGCUGCCUUUGAAUGGUAACAUGGUGAGAACAUCUCUUUCCGGCAUAGAGCCGGAAAAUGUGGUAUGCAACAACCGUGAACCAUCCAUGUUCGAAAGAUUCAAUGGAGAUUUCGAAACCCUUUCUUCGAUUUCUCAGUUGUGGCCUCUUCAAUCUUAUGAGGGUGUUCCUUCUUCUCUUUCUCCUGGUAUGGGACAGCACAGAAUGUGCAGCUUUGGCUUAAAAGGAGAAUAUGGGGAUAAUGGUACUUAUGCCAUGGCAAACGAUCCCAAUAACUUGGCUGCUUUAGUCAGCACAGAGGGAAAGCAGGACCUACAAAAUUAUCCUUUGCCUUCUUUUGCUUCUGGGCCUCAGAUUACAAUGACAAUGUCUGGAUUGCAGUCUUUACAGCAGGCUACAUCAACUACCCCCUCUGCUGAAUGUACUGGAACUGGAAAGCCUCGUAUGAGGGCACGUCGAGGCCAGGCAACUGAUCCACACAGCAUUGCUGAAAGGCUUCGGAGAGAAAAAAUUGCUGAAAGAAUGAAGAACCUGCAAGAACUGGUACCGAAUUCUAACAGGACCGACAAGGCAUCCAUGCUAGAUGAAAUCAUUGAGUAUGUCAAAUUCCUUCAGCUCCAAAUCAAGGUGCUAAGCAUGAGCAGAGUUGGUGCUGCAGGAGCAGUUGUUCCUCUCAUCACAGACACUCAACAAGCUAAUGGUGCCAAUGGUUCUUCGCUGUUGCCUUCAGUUGGCCAAGUAACUGACAUUUCAUUCAAUGAAAUUGCCUUAGAGCAAGUAGCGAGGCUGAUGGAAUCAGAUGUGACCAAGGCAAUGCAGCAUCUCCAAAGCAAAGGUCUCUGCCUUAUGCCAAUUGCUCUUGCUGAUGCCAUAUCCACAGAAAAAAAAUCAUCAUCAUCACCAGCUCCUGCUUCUGAUGAUUGGAAGAAAACCGGUUUCAACGAUAGCGGCCUUGUUCAAAACAACAGCAGCAGCAGCAGCAACAGCAGCUUGCCUGAGGUCAAACAAGAAGCCAAGAACCAUUCUUUUGCUGCAAGAUAACUUAGAAUAAGAGAUAUAUAUAACUUUUACCUCAUUAUUUUUUU
Molecule: messenger RNA, 1501 nt
Organism: Prunus mume (Japanese apricot)
Lineage: Eukaryota; Viridiplantae; Streptophyta; Magnoliopsida; Rosales; Rosaceae
Biological process (GO): regulation of transcription by RNA polymerase II
Cellular component (GO): nucleus
Molecular function (GO): DNA-binding transcription factor activity, RNA polymerase II-specific; protein dimerization activity; RNA polymerase II cis-regulatory region sequence-specific DNA binding
Source: RefSeq, a predicted model, not a curated record